Messenger RNA from Pygocentrus nattereri (red-bellied piranha), 1713 nucleotides. Its product is annotated as cytosolic phospholipase A2 gamma-like. The record is from RefSeq and is a predicted model, not a curated record. Gene Ontology annotation, biological process: glycerophospholipid catabolic process. Gene Ontology annotation, cellular component: cytosol; nucleoplasm; nuclear envelope. Gene Ontology annotation, molecular function: calcium-dependent phospholipid binding; calcium ion binding. The coding region runs from base 23 to 1690 and encodes 555 amino acids. The transcript has 15 exons. NCBI's taxonomy places the organism in Eukaryota, Metazoa, Chordata, Actinopteri, Characiformes, Serrasalmidae.
CAGCAUCUACAAGGUAGAAGAGAUGACGGGGAUCAGAAGCUCUGAAAGCUGUGAGGUGAGAAUUGGUCACUCUCUGAGUGAAUCUGAGAGGCAGCAUUUGGCUACGAGGAGAGAGACUGUUCUACAGUGUCUGAAGCAGCUUGGAAUAUCCUGCAGUGAGGAUGAGGUGCCUAACAUUGCAGUCCUGGGCUCUGGUGGUGGUUUGAGAGCUAUGGUUGGGCUGCUGGGAUCACUGAGCCAGCUGGAAGAAGAGGGACUGCUGGACUGCAUCAUGUACCUGAGUGGAGUUUCAGGAUCUACCUGGUGCAUGGCAUCAUUAUAUAAAGAAGCAGACUGGUCUACCAAACUGGUGACUGUGAAAGAUAACAUUGUCCGAAGGCUUGCUGAUGGCAGUGUCAGCUGGAUAGAGAUGCAUACAAAACUGGCAAAAUACUUUUCAGAAAAAGACAACUUCAGCCUGACAGAUGUGUGGGCAGCACUGACUGUAUCUAACAUGGUCAAAGAGAUUGAUGAACACAAACUCACAGAGCAGAGAGGCAACUACACCAAUGACCCGUAUCCCAUUUACACUGUGAUUGACAAGUGGUGUAAAUGUGACAGAGUGAAUGCAGAUCCUUGGUUUGAGAUCACUCCAGAUGAGUCAGGUUAUUCUCUCUCUGGAGCCUUUGUGGAUUCCUCCUGUUGGGGAAGUCUGUUUGAAAAUGGGAAGAAGAUUAAAGACCAGCCUGAGAUUGACAUGCUGUACCUACAAGGCCUGUGUGGCAGUGCCAUCGCAGAUAUGGAAGCAAUCCUCAAAGAGAUUUCUAAGAAACUACAGUGCCUAAAGGGGAUAAAUGGGCAGAAAGGCCUCCAGGUGCUCUUAACACUUGUGAAACUAAACAUUUCUGUGUUAAGAGAAGAGGAUGCAAAAGAUCACCUCAAAAGCUUAGAGGACCUACUGAAAGAUAAAUGUGAGGAAAUAGAAAGGAUGAAUCUUUGUCUAGAAAAGCUGUUGACACCAGAAGGGAUGAUCUCCAAGACAGAACUGAAGAAACACACCAUGCAUGUAUGCAGUUCUCUCACUGGGAAUGAUCAGCCUCCUGGAGCACACAACUCUCUGCCUAAAGAUCUUUGUAUUUUUGCAAAAUCCAUACUGAACGUUUUGGGCUGGAUUUGGGGAACCACUUAUAAUUACCUCUACCGAAUGAAAGUGGAAGGUGUUGACCCCAGUGUCCUUGACUCAAAGACAAGAGAUCAUGAAGAUGCUGGACUGUUACUCAACUCACCCUAUUUCUCAGUGCUGAGAAAAGAACGAGACAUCGACCUCAUCAUUUCCCUUGACUUCAGUGCAGGAAAUCCCUUUGAGACAGUGGUUCAUGCUUCUAAAAAGUGCAAAGAACUUCAGAUUCCUUUCCCUGAAGUUGUUGCACCAGCUGAAGAUACAGAACCACAGGACUUCUAUGUGUUUAGAGGAUACAGCAAAGCUCCGACUGUGAUCCACAUCCCUCUUUUUAAUGCUGUUAACUGCAAAGGAGAAAUUGAGAAGUGGGAGAAAAGCUAUCAGACUGUUCAAAUGAGCUACAGUCAUGAAAUGAUCACAGAUCUUCUGGGAAAAGCUGGAUUAAACAUCAAAAACAACAAGGAAAAACUGCUCAAGGAGAUUGAAAAUGUUAUCAAAAAGAAGAAAAUUUCCAAGCUUGGAAAAAUCUGACAAGUAAAACAUAUUAAUAUAAA